GGAAAACAUAAAUUUUAAUAUUUUCGAAGCAUAUUGGAUGCUAAAGGUCUUUUUUGUGUGAACGGCAUUCAAAAUGGUGAAAGUGAAGUGUUCCGAACUACGUACAAAGGAUAAAAAGGAGCUGACGAAGCAGUUGGAGGAACUUAAAAAUGAACUUCUUAACUUGCGUGUCGCUAAAGUUACAGGGGGAGCCCCAUCAAAGCUUUCGAAAAUCCGAGUGGUUCGUAAAGCAAUUGCCAGAGUGUAUAUUGUAAUGCAUCAAAAGCAGAAGGAAAAUCUUCGAAAAGUCUUCAAAAAUAAAAAAUACAAGCCACUGGACUUAAGAAAGAAAAGAACACGUGCCGUUCGCAAAGCUUUGACUCCUAGGGAUGCAAAUAGAAAAACUCUAAAGGAGAUACGCAAGCGAUCCAUAUAUCCCACAAGGAAAUACGCAGUCAAAGCAUAAUGUAUUAGAGAUGAAGAAAAAUUAAAUAAAUAACCAACAUUUAUUUAACAAAUUUA
This is a messenger RNA of Bactrocera tryoni, 501 nucleotides long. RefSeq names its product 60S ribosomal protein L35 (gene RpL35). Lineage: Eukaryota; Metazoa; Arthropoda; Insecta; Diptera; Tephritidae. The transcript has 3 exons. The coding region runs from base 74 to 445 and encodes 123 amino acids. The record is from RefSeq and is a predicted model, not a curated record. Gene Ontology annotation, cellular component: cytosolic large ribosomal subunit; ribosome. Gene Ontology annotation, biological process: maturation of LSU-rRNA from tricistronic rRNA transcript (SSU-rRNA, 5.8S rRNA, LSU-rRNA); translation. Gene Ontology annotation, molecular function: structural constituent of ribosome; mRNA binding.